Suhomyces tanzawaensis NRRL Y-17324 is the source of this 1179-nucleotide messenger RNA. RefSeq names its product glycosyltransferase family 15 protein. Gene Ontology annotation, cellular component: membrane; Golgi apparatus. Gene Ontology annotation, biological process: protein O-linked glycosylation; protein N-linked glycosylation; cell wall mannoprotein biosynthetic process. The coding region runs from base 1 to 1179 and encodes 392 amino acids. The transcript has 2 exons. Gene Ontology annotation, molecular function: alpha-1,2-mannosyltransferase activity. The record is from RefSeq and is a predicted model, not a curated record. Lineage: Eukaryota; Fungi; Ascomycota; Pichiomycetes; Serinales; Debaryomycetaceae.
AUGUCGCCCAGAUCUAACGCCAGGAUUGUCCGGUUCGGAGUGUUUGCCCUCAUCCUCAUCGGGUGUGGGUACAUUCUCUCCCGUGGCUCCACCUACCCUGUGGUGCCCACCACCCCCGUUGUCCCCGUGACUCCUAACGCCAACCAGCAAGUUCCUGCUGCCGCAAAGCCUAAGGCUGCCGCUGCCGUUCCUGCGGCCCAGGACAAGAUCAAGGCCACCUUUGUCUCGUUGGCCCGUAACUCGGACUUGUACUCGCUCUUGGGGUCCAUCAGACAGGUCGAGGACCGUUUCAACCGCAAGUUUGAGUACGACUGGGUUUUCUUGAAUGACCAGCCAUUCAACGAGGAAUUCAUAGCAGAAACCACCGCGUUGGUCAGUGGUAAGACCAAGUACGGUCUCAUUCCCAAGGAACAAUGGUCGUACCCUGAGUGGAUCGACCAGGAGAAGGCUGCCUUGGCCAGAGAGGCCAUGAAGGAAAAGAAGGUCAUCUACGGUGAUUCCGUACCUUACAGACACAUGUGCAGAUACGAGUCAGGUUUCUUCUGGAGACACGAAUUGAUGGCUGAAUACGAAUACUAUUGGAGAGUUGAACCCGACAUCAAGAUCUACUGUGACAUCGACUACGACAUUUUCAAGUGGAUGAAGGACAACAACAAGGACUACUCGUUCACGAUCUCGUUGCCCGAAUACGAAGCUACCAUCCCUACCCUCUGGAAGACCACCAAGGAGUUCAUCGAACAGAACAAGCAGUACGUUGCCGAAAACAACUUGUUGCAGUGGAUCUCUAGCGACAACGGUGAAACCUACAACGGAUGCCACUUCUGGUCCAACUUCGAAAUUGCCAACUUGAACUUCUGGAGAGGAGAGGCCUACACCAAGUACUUCGAGUUCUUGGACAAGGCCGGUGGGUUCUUCUACGAGAGAUGGGGAGAUGCCCCUGUCCACUCCAUUGCAGUUGCCUUGUUCAUGAACAAGGACAAAGUGCAUUUCUUCGAGGACGUCGGCUACAACCACGUUCCAUUCCACAACUGUCCUGUGGACCCCGAAGUCAGAAAGCAAAAGAACUGUGCCUGCAACCCCAACGAGGACUUCACCUGGAAAGGCUACUCGUGUACCAGCAAGUUCUACACUUUGACCGACAAGAAGAGAAUGAAGGGAUGGGAGAAGUUUGCUGAUUGA